AUGUAGUCGAUUAAAAAAAUUGUGCCGUAAUGGAAACCCUACCCCAUUUAGGCGGGAUUGUUUUGAAUUUCCCCGCCUUUUUCUGUCUUUGUAAAAAAAGGAACGAGCUCAUUUCCCAUGGUUCCUCAGAUUCCGCUCGAUAGAUUUUGAAAUGAGCGGCUCUGCGACUGUGGUCUGUGGCGAUUUGGCGAACUGGCGAUCUUCCAUCUUCAUCGGCUAUUUGGGGCUACCGAAGCAGGCGAAGCUGGAGCCUGGAGAACGAAAGCAACGAUCUGUCAAUCUGCCAUCUUCAUACGUUCUUAAUCAUCAUAGCAUAGCCUAUUCCCCUUCAUCGGAAAUUCGGAAUCCUCAUUCGAUCGAUACAUUAUGGAGAGAUUUUUCAAAAGGAAAUUUUCAUCUUUACAAGAAAAUAAAAGUGAUAGUGGACCUUCAAAUGGAAGAAUAUGUUGAUCUUGAUCAUCCACGACGUAGGACAGGGAAAACUAAUUUGGUACGGUAUCGUAUUGAAUUAUUUUAUGUGAUUAUUGAUCAACAAGUUGCAUCACUUAAUGACCGUUUUAAUGAAGUAAACAUGGAGUUGCUCCAUUGUGUGGCUUGUUUGAGUCCUCGUGAUUCUUUCCAUAACUUUGAUGUGGCCAAAUUGGUGAGAUUAUCUCAAUUUUAUCCUAAUGAUUUCUCUGAAGUUCAUGCCAAAGAAUUACAGAAUCAAUUGGAGACAUACAUUAUGGACGUGACUUCAGAUGACAAAUUUUCAAAUCUUAAUGGUCUUGGUGAUUUGUCUACGGUAUUGGUAGAGACGAAAAAACACACCACCUUUCCUUUGGUAUAUAAACUUCUAAAGUUGUCAUUGGUUUUGCCGGUUGCAACUGCAGGUGUUGAAAGAUGCUUCUCAGCAAUGAAUCUUGUGAAGACAUAUUUACGAAAUCGAAUUGGGGAUGAGUUCUUUAGUGAUUGUUUACUAUCUUAUGUGGAAAAAGACAUGCUUGAAAGAGUUGAAAAUGAAAUUGUAAUAGAUCGGUUUCAGAAGAUGAAAACUCGAAGAGGGCAGUUGUAAUUUUUUCAUAUUUUAUGCUUUGUCAUAUUAGAAUUGUAAUGUUUAAUUUUAUGUAUUUCAAAACUUGUGUUUGUAAUUUUUUGGUCUUUUACUUUAUGUUAUGACUUUAAGUCUUUAAUUAUUGUGCCCCCAACUCUUCAAUUUUCUGGAUCCGCCACUGCCCCCAGCCGUCCGUCGCCAGCCGUCUGUCGUGGUCCAUCUAUUAAUGGUACCCUUUCUACCAUUUUUUUAAAAUUUAUUUCGAAAAUCUCUAAUUUAAGCUUAUAUUAGCUAAUUACUAGUGUUAAUCCCGUGCUUCGCACGGGCUCGUAUAUAUUCUAAAUUUCUGAGAUUGUAUAAAUAUAAUUUUAGCUGUUUU
This is a messenger RNA of Cuscuta campestris, 1412 nucleotides long. The record is from the annotation of a GenBank genome assembly. Lineage: Eukaryota; Viridiplantae; Streptophyta; Magnoliopsida; Solanales; Convolvulaceae.